UCCAAUGCUUAUAAACAUAACAAAGCCCGUUGAAAUGACAUAAAAACUUGUUUUCUUCCCGCCAUGGUAUCUCUGUGUCCAACAACCCUAUCAUCCCCUUUCCACUCCAAAACCCUAAAACUCAAUUCAUAUCCGCAAAACGCUAACCACAGACCAUUUAGUCUUCUCCCUCUCUCCGCUGUCGCUUCGAGGUCUGGCUAUGAAACCGAAAGGGGUUUCGAUUUUGAAAUCGGAGACACCUUCUUCAGGCACGAAAGUGCUACCGGCCGGGAUCUCGGUGUUCUCGCUGCUGCUCUAUAUAAGAAGAAAAACGAUAACCUACGAGUUCUUGAUGCAAUGUGCGGUUGUGGAAUUCGAUCCCUGCGUUACUUAUCUGAAGCCCAAGCGGAUUUCGUGUUGGCCAACGACGCAAAUGAAGAUUGCAACGGUGUUAUAGUAUCGAAUUUAUCGACAGUUUCGAGUGAGGAGGAGGGGAGGUGGAAGGUGAUUCAUUCAGUUGCGAAUCGAGUUUUGGCGGAGAGAUAUGUGGAGAGGGAUUAUUUCGAUUUCAUUGAUGUUGAUUCGUUUGGGAGUGAUUCCAGUUUCUUCAGGUGUGCAUUUGAUGUUGUUAAGCUUGGUGGAUUGCUUUACGUUACGUCAACCGACGGGUUCUCUUCCGGUGGCCAUCGUCCUAACCAUUCUUUAGCUGCUUAUGGAGCGUAUAUUCGGCCGCUGCCAUACUCAAAUGAAAUCGGGUUACGGAUGCUAAUAGGAGGUGCAGUGCGUGAGGCUUCUGUUUUGGGUUAUCAUGUAUCACCACUUUUCUCAUAUUAUUCAUAUCAUGGUCCUGUCUUCAGAGUUUUGCUACGUGUAAACCGAGGAAAGCCGCCCCAUGGCAUGCAUUAUGGGUUUAUCUGCUACUGUGAUUGUUGUGGAAACUCUCAAGCUAUUUCAUGGGACAAGCUUGGUCAGAUAAAGUGUCCUUGUGGAUCAGAUGUCCCUGAUUCACUGGUUGUUUGCGGGCCACUUUGGACAGGGCCUCUUCAUUGUGCAGAGUUUCUUGCAGAAAUGCUUAGUUUGGCAGGAGAAUGGGGAUGGGUGGGCAAUGACACCAUAAAUGAUCUUGAUAAGCUGUUGAAGCGGAUGAUUGAUGAAAGUAAUCCCGAUUUAUCAUUUGGUUUCAUCAAACUUGAUGAGAUAGCAAGUCGUGCUAAGGUCAAUUCUCCUCCUAUUGUGACAGUAAUGAAUGCCAUUCACCAGGAGGGAUAUGGUGUUAGUAGAUCCCACAUUUCGAAUAAUGCGAUCAAGACAAAUUGUCCCAUGUCGGAGUGUAUUAGGAUCGUGAAGGGACUCCAACAGCAACAGCUGUGAGUUUUUUACCAAAGAUGUUGUAGAGAAACAGACAUUGAUUGGGAAUGGUUACUUUGAUCAGAAUAUACAAGAAUAUGAUAUAGAGUCGAUGUUGCUUUCUUUCUCAAUGGUCAAUGGUCAAUGGUGAUGGAUUGAACCCCAGGUAACCUAGGGUUUGGUGCUGCGGGUGCCAAUAGACAAUCACAACCUCAGGAAACAAAAACAUUUUCAGCAAUUUGAAAGAAUUGAAAUAACUUGUGUGUUAAGUUGGCAGGAAAUGGAAAUCUCCUCUAAAUAUCUGUUUGGUAGACAAAUAUUAAAUAACAAACCACAAAACAUAUAUUUAGUUAAAGAGUAGAGAGAGAAUAUUUCUAUAUAGAAAUACAAGAAAGAAAAAAUAAUAAUAACUUGAAAUCAGUGGAAUAAACAAGUAACCCAAAUGUUUACAGUAUCAGUAGGAUGAUUUUGUAACCAACACCCAACAAACAUAAACCAGGAUCAACUGUUAGUUUUUUUGAACGAACAGAAACUAGAAAAGGGAGUUUACAAGAAGCAAGAAGCAAAAAGCAAAACAACAGGACAUGGGUUUAUACAUGUUUUGCAAUUUGCAUACAUACACAAAGGCCAA
This is a messenger RNA of Lactuca sativa (garden lettuce), 1957 nucleotides long. Its product is annotated as N2,N2-dimethylguanosine tRNA methyltransferase. Lineage: Eukaryota; Viridiplantae; Streptophyta; Magnoliopsida; Asterales; Asteraceae. Gene Ontology annotation, molecular function: RNA binding; tRNA (guanine) methyltransferase activity. The record is from RefSeq and is a predicted model, not a curated record. Gene Ontology annotation, cellular component: nucleus. Gene Ontology annotation, biological process: tRNA N2-guanine methylation.